UUGUAUUAAUAGCCUAGUUUCUUUUUGUUUUUAAUUUUCUCUAGGUGUGACUAUUGCUCCAACUGCACAGCUGACAGACAGAAGACGAUCACAAGAGGUGGAGCUCUGUAAGAUGAAGCUAGAGUGGCAAAAGGAUAAGACUGAUGAGCUCACCAAAGAAAGAGACUGUCUAAAAGAGCAAUUAGCAGCAUGUCUCACAAGAGAACCCACAAGGUCUGUCCAGCAUUCCAGUGAAGUACUGAGCAUGUCUUCACUUUCCUCUGACGGGUCAUUUGAUAAAGGUUCUGACUCCUCCACGAGCACAACUUCAUCAGAUGAAGACGGUCAGAAGAGGAAGAAGAAAGGCAAAGCCCAAAAGAAUAAGAAGUCAAAGAAACAUGACCAAAUUGCAAGAACAAGAGUUGCAGCCCAGAAUCCCAAACAAGUGGUCACCCGGUAUGAGAGGAUUUUGAGGCUGCUCAAAAGAGGAGGGACCAUGUCAGCUGCCUUUAAACGUCUGGGAGUGGACCGGAACACAAUUGUGGCAACUGCUCCAAUUGCUGAGCUUUUCAUUGUCGCACCUGAUAGGUAUAAAGAAUUAGAAAAAAAAAAAAAAAAACAGGGAAAGAAACUGCUGCAGCAAUCAGUGCAGAUCCAGAGCUAGAGGACAAACGUGAGUCCUAUAAGUCUUCUGGGAAGUUGCUUCCUCUUAAAAAAAGACUAGAUUUGUGUGUUUUUUUACAUUGUGAAAUGUGGUGAUAGGUCACCAUUGUUAACUGCAAAAAGGGCCAGAUUUAGUUAUGCAGUCCAGUUGAUUGGCAGAUUGGUGUGAUAAAAAAGACACUAUUUUUGGUUUGUAUGACUUUUAUUUUUUUACUGUUAGAUUCUAUGUUUAUUUUAAUGAUCACACAUGUGAUACUCUUCAUGUAAAGAUAUACAGGUCAUAAAAGUGCAUCGAGCCUUGUUCUUUACUUCAAAUACCGGCUCAUAGUGGUUCAGCACAAUGUUUGUGUUGACAGUUGUGUGUCAAUAUUUGUAAGCAUUGUUCUGAUGUUUUAUAAUUGGCAUCUUAAAAAUAAAGUGCUUUCUGUAUCUGUGUUGUCCUGUUACCAGUGGGGUUGUCUACUGUUUUACAUCAUGAAAGGACUGGUUAGUAAAUGAUGGAGAGCAGAGUUUAUAAAUGAUUAAUCAAUGACUUAUAGAUCAUGAAACAUCAUGAAUAAAAAGUGUGACACAGUAGCUUCAUCUCGAAUAAAGCCUUUAUAGUGGUGCUUGUAAGCCGUUAAGUAAUUAUGAUCAUGUUUUUGUAGAUGCAUUACAAAUUAUUAAAUAACCAUUAACCAAUGCUUUACUGAUGAUUAACUAAUGCUUAAUAGUGUGCACUUAUUAUAAAGUGUAAACGUUUUAAAGGUGACUCUCUCUUCUCUUGUCUCUCAGUUAAUACAAAGUGUUACAUAAUCCCUGCAAUAAAAAGUUCCAAUCUUCUGGUUAAAAUAACCCAAAGGUCCACAAGGUUGAUUCCAUAUUCAUUAUGGAAUUUCAUGUCUUAUGGUCCAUUAAUUAGAUGUAAAUUAACCCCUUACACAUGAAUAGAAAGAUUAAAAGUGUAAUUCACUGAAAACCAAUUUCUUAUUAUUUUGUUCUAGUCAUAAUCAGUCACUCAAGAGUUUUUCAGGCCUAACACCAAAAGAGUCUCCACCUAUCUGCUGUAAAUGUGUGAAAAUCUAGGAUUUGAAAAGUCUGACAGAUCUUCAACACACAAUGUUCCUGGACUCACCCAUCUCACAACAGGGAAGGCUGUUGUGGUUUUAGCCUUCAAGAAACAGCGGUGAAUGUCCUGACUAGUUUAAGCUAACUGUUAGCAUUG
Molecule: messenger RNA, 1846 nt
Organism: Nothobranchius furzeri (turquoise killifish)
Lineage: Eukaryota; Metazoa; Chordata; Actinopteri; Cyprinodontiformes; Nothobranchiidae
Source: RefSeq, a predicted model, not a curated record